Messenger RNA from Thecamonas trahens ATCC 50062, 2820 nucleotides. RefSeq lists its product as uncharacterized. The transcript is spliced from 2 exons. Lineage: Eukaryota; Apusomonadida; Apusomonadidae. The record is from RefSeq and is a predicted model, not a curated record. Bases 1 to 2820 code for a protein of 939 amino acids.
AUGGAGGAGCUUGUGGUGGUGGGCGUGACUGCCAGUCCGGAGCGGCGGGUGGAGGGCGCGGUUGGCGCGGUCGGCGCCAAGGUCACCGAAGGGCCGAAGCAGCAGCAGCGGCGGCGGGCUCCACGGCGAGGGCGGCGGUCUGUCUCAGCCUCGGGUGCAAGGAGACAGCAGGGUGCGGCCAAGCCAGGCCGAUCGCAUGGGAGCGCCAGGCUGGUGACGGACGACGAGCUGCGGCCGGUCGAGCCGGUGUCGGACGCUGGGAGGCGAGCGCAGAGCAGGCGCGAGCGGCCGCAGACUGGCGGGCGGGCGCGGGCGUCGCAAAAGGCUAGGGCGCGGGCGCGGAGGACCAAGACAAGCAGCGGGCCGGUGCGAAAGCCCGAGGAGAAGAACCGCGCAGCGCAGUGGGGCGUGCGGGCGCGAUCGCUGGCCAAAGCCGUCCGGUCGGCCGAGACCUCUGUCCGCCGCGCAAUGGCGGCAAUGGAGGAUCUGAGUGAAGCCCGCGACGCAUCGGCACUGGCUGACUCGGAGCGGGUGGCCGAGGCCGAGUCGCUGGCCAGCGGGCUGAGCCAGGCGGCGGCGGCGGUGAACCGGCUGGAGACGUUUCUCUCGGCCGAUGCGGCGCGGGCAGCUGCGUCGGAUGACUUUGUGGCCAAGCUGCAGCGACUGAUGGACCGUGCAGAGAGCCACAUUGGUGGCGUCAAGGCUGCGGGGCGGGAUACAUUUGAGGAGCUCCUCGUCCAUGAGCGACGGUUGGAGCGCGAGCUCGCCGUCUACGCCCGCCACUUUGACGCUUGGAACGAGACGGCCAACGAGCGGGCGGUGGCUACGGCGGUGGCCAUGGCCUCGCCGCCGCGAAGCUCGCGAGAGGCAGUCCCGGCAUGCUCGCCAGCCGGCGAUCGGCGCUUGCCGCCUGCAGUCGUGGCGUUUGACGAGUUUGUCGCCGCCCACGGCGGGGCGAGCGGCGGUUGGGACGAACCUGACCACGCACUGUAUGUCAAGCUGCGGCGCAAGGCUGCACUGCCUCCUCCAUCGUCGGUACGGUACGCAGCAGCACUCGACACUAUGCUCGACCGGGUUGCCAGCGCGCUGCCGAUGCACAGUCGCGCUGACGUGGCCAGCCACGAUGCAUGGUACACCCAGUACACUACCUUGCUGGGUGCCAAGCGGCGGGCCAUCUCGCAGUGGCGGGCGGCCCGGGCAGAGAGCGGCGAGCGAGCCACCACCAGCGAGCCGGCCACACCGCCACGAGCGCGGCCAGCAACCGCCGCUGCGCUCCGGACCGAGUCGCGGUCGGCGACCAAGGCGCGGAUCUUCGAGUACAAGGUGCGCAAGGCCAAGUCGGCGGUCCACGACGAGCUGCUGAGCAGGGCUGCCCGGCGGGCGCGGGCGGCGGCAGCUGCAGCCAAGCGCGCAAUGCAGAAGCAAAAGCGAGCGCAAGUUGCGGCGUGGGCUGAGGCCCGCGCCGCCCAGCAGGCACGAGCGGCAGCCAAGGCCGACUCGGCUGCCGCCGCCGAUGCCGUGCCGCUCACGCAAGCCGAGCUCGCCCGUAUGCACGCCCGGAAUCUGGAGCUUGCCCGCGCUCGCGCCGACGCCGCACGGGCCAAGAAGGCUCGCAGAGUCAAAAAGGCUCUGGUUCAUGUCUACGAUCCGCUGCCGCAGGCGAGUGUUACCCGCGGACCACGCGACCCCAACAGGCUGCUUAAGCCAACUGCGGCGACUGCCGCCCGCGCCGCAGCCAUCGAAGCCGGCAAGGAUGAACAGACUGUCUUUGACGCGGCUCCUGUCGUCUCGCAUGGGCUUGGCGUGGUGGUGGUGGUUGGCGCCACAGGCUUCCUCGGAACCCGGCUGGUGGGCGAGCUGGUGGCGAGAGGCGAGGAGGUGGUGGCGGUCGGCUCGGCGGCACGGCCCAAGGGGACGACCAUUGACGCUGCAGACGGCUCGUUCUCGGUCCCGGUAGUGCGUGCAGACGUGACGACGAGCGCUGGGCAGGCGGCGGUAGUCGAGGCGGUGGCUAAUGCCCGCACCAGCUCGGGCCGUCCGCUCAAGGCGGUGUUCUUUCUGGCCGCGCUGGCGUCGGGUGCCGUUGCACCCGAGACUCAUCCGGAGGAGGCUCAGGCCAUGUCCGAGCUCAACGCCAGCGCGCCUGGUCGACUGGCACGCGAGCUCGGCGAUGUGCUUGCCUCAGAUGGUGCACUCUUUGUCUACACCUCGACCGACAUGGUGUUUGGCGGCGACGCCGCGCCGUAUUCGGUCGACUCGCCGCCAGCGCCACUUACCCACUAUGGGGCGACCAAGGCGGCUGGCGAGCAGGCUCUGCUGCGCGAUGGCGCAGCUGGUGAUGGCGUGCGGCUCUUGGUUGUCCGCCUCCCCCUCCUUUACGGUGACGGCGCGUUCUUUGGCGGAAUGAUUGCCAAGGCGCGCGAGGCCGCCGCCGCCGUCGCUGGCCAAGCCGUCGAGCCGAUGACACUCUUCACCGAUGAGUUCCGCACACCGCUUUCCGGGCUAGGCGCUGUGCGUGGACUACUUGCUGCCGUUGCUAUUGGCUUGACUGGUUUGCACCACUUUGGCGGGCCGGACAAGGUCUCGCGGUGGGCGAUGGGCGAGGCGCUCGCGCGGGCUGUUGGCAUUGACGCCAGCGCCGCGUUCUGCGGCGUCGAGGUUGCCACAGUGGUCAAGACGCCGCGGCCGCGCGAUCUUGCGCUCGACUCGGACGCGACAUGGGCGGCGCUGCCAGAGGCCGCACAUCCGUGCGCGCUCGACGAUGCUAUCGCCGCCAUCCUGGCGAGCCCGGUCCCGCAUGUGGUGGUUCCCGAGUCGUAG